Pleurotus ostreatus (oyster mushroom) is the source of this 966-nucleotide messenger RNA. RefSeq lists its product as uncharacterized. The record is from RefSeq and is a predicted model, not a curated record. The transcript has 13 exons. Bases 1 to 966 code for a protein of 321 amino acids. NCBI's taxonomy places the organism in Eukaryota, Fungi, Basidiomycota, Agaricomycetes, Agaricales, Pleurotaceae.
AUGGCCAAAGGUCCAGCCGAAAUUGCUCAUGGCCCGAUCUUCAUUGGCUUUGUCAUUAAGACCAUUCUAUAUGGUCUAAUCCUUCUACAGGCCUACCUUUAUUAUGUCACGUUCAAGAAGGACAGGCUCUGGCUGAAAUUACUCAUCGCAUUUCUAGUAGUGGCGGAUACCGUCAAUAUUGUAUUCGAUGUGGUGUACAUAUACACUGCGUUAAUCAUCCACUUCAACGACCCCGCUUACCUCGCCAACGCAAAUUGGCUAUUUGCGACGGAUCCAGCAAUAAACGGCAUAACCACUGCGACAGUGCAGCUAUUCUUCGCCUGGCGAGUUAAAGUCCUGACAGGCAACAUCUGGCUGGUCUCUUUGAUCACCAUCACCUCCAUCUCCAGUGGACUGUGCGCAAUUGGAGCCGCUGCUGCUACAGAGUGGGUCCCGCAAUUCAUCAAUUUCCAGAAAUUCGAAGUUGUGGUCAUCAUAUGGCUCGCUGGCUCGGCUGUCUCAGAUGUUGUCAUCACCGCAGCUAUGACAUGGUACCUAUCCGGAUUUGGGUCAUCCGACCAAGUAAUUGAUCGCAUUAUCCGACUGACAAUUCAGACAGGCUUUCUACAAGCCGUCUUUGCCAUCAUUGAUCUAAUCUUCUUCCUUGUCGAUCCUUCAGGAACCCAUCUUAUUUUCAAUUGGAUCCUAUCCAAACUCUACUCGAAUGCAAUACUGUCGAGCUUGAAUUCGAGAUCCGGUUGGAAGUUUGGCAGCACUGACAACGGGAACCUGUCAGCUGGGAUAUCUAGUACUCGGCGAGGCGUAAGCACUCUAUUUGUUGUCACCGCCCAUGAUCUAACAGCCAAUGGCAAUAUGUUUCAGCAAGUUGUCCAAGUCUUUCGACGAGAAGAGGUUGAACUCAACGUUAUCUCUGACAUCAAAGAAGACAGUUACCCCUCCUCUGAGCGAAAUUCCGAUCCCGUCUGA